Molecule: messenger RNA, 1197 nt
Organism: Exophiala mesophila
Lineage: Eukaryota; Fungi; Ascomycota; Eurotiomycetes; Chaetothyriales; Herpotrichiellaceae
Exons: 1
Coding region: 145-1197 (350 amino acids)
Source: RefSeq, a predicted model, not a curated record
CCUACUCAUCGUAGGUUACCGUUGUCCAGAACUGAUAAAGUUAUCAGUUGGAUCAUAUUGAUUCCAUGAACAUCUGAUCCCGAAGGGUUUCUCACAUUCUACUUACCCUUCCGCCAACAACUAUCGCACCCGGAACCCCCGACCAUGGGCUCAUCUCAACAGCAAAAUGCUCCUUCCGCCAUUCAACUCCCCAUCAUCGACAUCUCCAACCCAGACACAACCGUUGGCGCACAGAUGCUCGAAGCCGCCCGCGAAUUCGGAUUCCUCUACAUUGACCCUAAAGGCACCGAAUUCACAGAAGACCUAGUCGUACGGCAAUUUGAAUUGUCACGACAACUAUUCAGCCUCCCAGACUCAGACAAGGAAAAGUGCCGCAUCAACCGCAGUAAUCGAGGAUGGACGGGCAUGGGUGGCGAAACCUUAGAUCCCAGGACACAGCGCAGGGGCGAUCUGAAAGAGGCAUUCAACAUGGGAGAAUUCAUCAACGGCCGACCAGAGCAGCCAUUACCUGACUUGCUGGAGAGGAACAUUGAACUCUUAUUAGAAUUUGAAGCCUCGUGUCGAAAGGUAUCUGCGCAAAUACUAGAUCUUCUAGGUCUGGGGUUACAAAUUGAAGAUGCACAGUUCUUCUCGUCUCGACAUACCCAACCUAGCGGAUGCAUUUUUCGAUUAUUACACUACUCCCCUCUCGCCCAAGAUUCGGACUACGACCCGGGCGUCGAUAUCCGGGCAGGAGCUCAUUCUGACUACGGCAGCGUCACGCUCUUAUUCCAACGUCCAUCUCAACCAGGGUUGGAGAUACGCACAUCCGACGAUACUUGGGCCCCGGUCCCAGUGUUUCCGGAAGGGUAUGAAUCAUCGACAACUUUGCCACCGAUUCUGGUGAAUAUUGGCGACCUCCUGUCAUAUUGGACGAAUGGUCUGCUGAAAAGCACCGUCCACAGGGUUGUGUUCCCCAAGGACAGUCAAAGUGCAGGCGAGGACCGGUAUUCGAUUGCUUAUUUCUGCCAUCCGGCUGACCAAGUUGAAUUGAUUCCUGUGCCCAGUCGCAUUGUGGCUGAACAUGUCCCAGAUCAGAAUGCAGAGAUCGGAUAUGGCGGUGGCACGCCUUCCCAGCGGGCUCUUACUGCGCAGCAGCAUUUGUUCAAAAGGCUCGAGGCGACUUAUGGGUUCCGGGGGGAGGCCUCUGCCGUCUAG